Messenger RNA from Gallus gallus (chicken), 2602 nucleotides. RefSeq names its product glycine receptor alpha 4 (gene GLRA4). Lineage: Eukaryota; Metazoa; Chordata; Aves; Galliformes; Phasianidae. The transcript has 9 exons. The record is from RefSeq and is a predicted model, not a curated record. Gene Ontology annotation, molecular function: chloride channel activity; glycine binding; transmembrane signaling receptor activity. Gene Ontology annotation, biological process: signal transduction; chemical synaptic transmission; regulation of membrane potential. Gene Ontology annotation, cellular component: synapse; plasma membrane; neuron projection. The coding region runs from base 191 to 1573 and encodes 460 amino acids.
AAGCUCCGCCCGGUUCCCGGUGCCCGCAGCCUGCCGGCGGGCUCCCGCUCGCCCAGACUAUGAGGAGAGGGGCCGGCCGGGGGGCGGCGGCGGCGGUCCCGGUGCGGCGGGAGCGGGUGCGGGGGAACCGCCGCCACCGGCCGGGUCAUGCCCGUGCGCCCGGGGCGGCGGGGCUGCUGGCUGCGGCGGGAUGGGCGCGCUCCGGACCGGCGCCCGAGCCUUCCUCCUCCUCCUCCUCGGCUGCCUCCCGUCCCGGCGUGGCCCGCUCAGGCUGGUCUCAGGGAGGGAGGAGAUCAAAUCCCACUCCCGCAGCGCACCCCAGCCCAUGUCACCCUCUGAUUUCCUGGACAAGCUCAUGGGACGAACGUCAGGGUACGAUGCCCGGAUCCGACCCAACUUCAAAGGUCCGCCCGUCAACGUGACGUGCAACAUCUUCAUCAACAGCUUCGGCUCCGUCACCGAGACGACCAUGGACUACCGUGUGAACGUCUUCCUGCGGCAGCAGUGGAACGACCCCCGGCUGGCUUACCGGGAGUACCCCGACGACUCGCUCGACCUCGACCCCUCCAUGCUCGACUCCAUCUGGAAGCCGGAUUUGUUCUUUGCCAAUGAGAAAGGGGCCAACUUCCACGAGGUCACCACUGACAACAAACUGCUGCGCAUAUUCAAGAACGGCAACGUGCUCUACAGCAUCAGGCUGACACUGAUCCUGUCCUGCCCUAUGGAUCUCAAGAACUUCCCCAUGGACAUCCAAACGUGCACGAUGCAGCUGGAGAGUUUUGGCUACACCAUGAACGACCUCAUCUUUGAGUGGCUGGAGGAGCAGGAGGCUGUGCAGGUGGCAGAGGGCUUGACACUGCCGCAGUUCAUCCUCAGGGAUGAGAAGGACCUGGGCUACUGCACCAAGUACUACAACACAGGCAAGUUCACCUGCAUUGAGGUGAAGUUCCACUUGGAGCGGCAGAUGGGCUAUUACCUGAUCCAGAUGUACAUCCCCAGCCUGCUCAUCGUCAUCCUCUCCUGGGUCUCCUUCUGGAUCAACAUGGACGCAGCGCCGGCGCGGGUGGGCUUGGGCAUCACCACUGUGCUCACCAUGACCACUCAGAGCGCCGGCUCCCGUGCCUCUCUGCCCAAGGUCUCCUAUGUGAAGGCCAUUGACAUCUGGAUGGCCGUCUGUCUGCUCUUUGUUUUUGCUGCUUUGCUGGAAUACGCCGCCGUCAACUUUGUCUCUCGGCAGCACAAGGAGUUCAUGCGCCUGCGGCGGCGGCAGCGGAGGCAGAGGAUGGAGGAAGAGCUCAUCCGUGAGAGCCGCCUCUACUUCCGAGGCUACGGGCUGGGCCACUGCCUGCAGGCAAAGGAGGGGGCUGGGGAGGGUCCUGGAAUCUACAGCCCCCCCCCGCCCAGUGCACUGCUGCGGGAAGGGGAAACCCUGCACAAGCGUUACGUCGACCGUGCCAAGCGCAUCGACACCAUCUCCCGAGCCGUCUUCCCCUUCACCUUCCUGGUCUUCAAUAUCUUCUAUUGGGUUGUGUACAAAGUGCUGCGCUCAGAGGACAUCCACCCGGUGCCCUGAGGCCCCCAGAAGGCCCGAGGACCUCUUGGCUGGAUGCUGCCGUGUGCCUGGAGGCUGUGAGCCGGUGUCAGACUGCUGUGUCACCGAGCCACGGACAGCAGUGAGCCGGGCAAGGGGCUGUGCUCCUCUCUGCCUGCACAGCCCACAGCUCCGUGGUGGGAGAUGGUGGGCAGCCCCAGCCUUGCUGACCCCAUCCCCUGGCUUCUCCCUCAGCCCCAGGCGUAGUGUCCCUGGGUGGGCCCAGUCCAUCUGCUCCUCCACCAGAGAGGAGAGCAUCCGAACCCUCGAUUUAAAAACUCAGCAAGGCUUCCAGACCUCCAGACCUGGAUAUCCUCCAUGCUUAGCAGGAAAUAAAAGCAGUAGGUGAUGCUGUCGUAGGUCCUACAGAGAGAAACGUGUUGAUGCUCUCUUUUCCCCCACUCACAGCAAGCCCAGGUGGGGCACACGUCUUAGUGGGGUGCUUUGCUGCAGCCCCACAGGUUCUGUGGGCAGGAUAGAGAUGGGAUUUGUCCUUUUCCUCGGCAGCCUUGGGACCAGCAUGGCACAGCAAGGUGCCAGGCACCAUGGCAGGGGACACAAAUGGCAUUGCAGCCAGGGCAGACGUCCCACCCUCAGCCCCCAGCCUCCCUCCCUGCUCCUCAAGCAGGAAUUGCCCUCUCCCUCUCCCCAGUAACCAGGAGCCCCCAGCACCCACUUUCUCAGCCCCUGCUGAGCUACACGCAACUCAUUUCACAGAUGGGGCAAGCAGAGGAAAAGCAUCCCCAGGAGACAUCAGGUGUCCCACCAGGAUGGGUGAAGAUGGUUCCAUCCCAUUGCCAUGCCACUGUACUGGCCUGGGGACAGCCUCCAGAGAUUUGUUUUUUGGGGGAAGCCCAUUUGGAGGCACAGGUCUGCACUGCCCACCCACAGACCCACGCAGAGAGGUGCUGGCACCCACAGGCACACAGUGGCCAAUGAAACCUCCAGCAACGGUGGGUUUUUAAACAGCAUUGAUCUUCCUACACAAAUAAAGUCUGUCUGGGAUUUUCA